Bemisia tabaci is the source of this 2716-nucleotide messenger RNA. Lineage: Eukaryota; Metazoa; Arthropoda; Insecta; Hemiptera; Aleyrodidae. The record is from RefSeq and is a predicted model, not a curated record.
UUAAGGUGGGAUUAACUCAAGUUACCUUCAGUAAAUUUUAUAUAUGCACAAAGCUUCUUUCACUUGUGUGCGGUGAUGAAUAAAGAAUAAGUGACAAGCCUAGUUGUACCUCUGUUGAUUAGUAAGAGAAGAUUCAACAGCUAUUAUGGCCAUGAAAAUAUUUUAAAAAUUAGAUUCGAAAAGCUCUACCAAUGGAGGGAUACGUGUGGCCUUUAUCUGCGUUAUUCUUCGCUACUGUCUUCUUUGUUUCUUUGUUCCGUUUGAAAAACACAAAAUAGAGUAGAUUUUUGUUUAAAUAAAUAAUAAUAAUAAAUAAAAAAAACUCGAUGUAGAUUUGUAUUACUUUUUGAAACAUGAUAAUUUUUGAAAAAUUAAUACAUCUCCAAAUUAAUAGUGUGUGUAAUUUAUGUGGGUGCGCGCGUGGUUGUUUUUUUUCUUCUUCAAAGCUACAAAAGACAGUUAAUAAAUAGUUUUGUCGUUUCGGGAGAGAACUAGUUUUGUUACAACAAAACUAAGUUGAACAUGUUCAUCUAUUAAGAGAAAUAUGCACUUUUUUAUGAGGAUUAGUUUUCAACAUAUUCUCCUGAAGAUUGUUACUGUGACUGUUGGUUUUUUACCUAUGACCGAGUUAACAGUGAAACAACAGGAGGAGCAAAAGCUCUCAUCGAAGAAAAUAGGAGAUUUAUUGAGGGGUGACUACAUUAUUCCGGACGUAAAUUUCUUCCAUGCUGAAUGGUUCGACGAGGAAAAACAUACAAUCGAAAAUCGUCGCUUUGCCAGGGUCGUCCAUAAAGAUACCAAAUCUUCUUCUGAACAUAAUGAGCAUUUCAAUCGAAUCCAACUAAAUCUCCAGGGAGACAUCGGAGACGAGGAAGGCUCACGCGUACCACCAGGAGUUCAGUACGGCGUUGUCAAACGAAACAAGAAAUUAAUCAAGAGAGCCCUAAUUCAGUACAGGUUGAUGCCUCAAUUUUUAUCCGACCUCGGCACCAUUCGCGAUUUACAAGUGGAAUUUAAAAGUACCAUGAUUGCCAACUAUGGAAACAACUUAUCACCAUUUCAGACGCGGGAGGCACCGUACUUACAGUGGUCAGCAGAUCCAGAAUGCUACUACACUGCUAUUAUGAUUAACUAUGAUGCGCCUAGUUCUAAAUAUCAUUAUUGGAGAGAAUGGCUGCACUGGAUGGUUGUCAAUAUACCCAGAUUCGACGUGAAGGCUGGGGACACUUUGACACAGUACGUUGGCCCACAUCCAGGAGCUGAUACAGGUUUCCAUCGUUACAUUUUUGUAUUAUUCAACCAAGGGAACAAAACCAUCAAGUUCAAUGAGCCUCUAAGGUUAAAGAGCGACCUGAUUAGCAGGAGGAACUUCUCUGUUUUCAAAUUUGCUGAAAAAUAUAAACUCGAACGAACACCAUGGGCUUUUAAUUUCAUACGGGCUCAAUAUUGCGGCACCGAUGCCAAUCCCUAUGAUGAAGAAGUCACAAUAGUCACUGAGGACGUGGAUGGUCAGAAAAAUCAUGCGGAUUAUUAUGACUACUGAUUUUCUUCGACUAAAAUGGAAGAAUCGCCGUCAGUCACAUCCAAGAGCUUUCCAAAAAGAGCGAGAUACAAAUUUUCACGUAUAACAUUGUAACAAAACCUUCUACCGAGCCUUCAGCUGCAAUUCUUCCCACUGCAUCUCGAGGCAGAACUACGAAUAUCGUCAAAAGUUUUGCUCUUGAUUUUAUUCUAACAAUUAAACCAGAGCGUGUAAGUGUUGUUUUGGAGUAUAAUUGCCUACUUCUCAGCUUCGUUAUUAUCUUUCAUGCCGUUGAAUUUAGGUUGUUUCCUGGAACGAAGAAGGAGAGUUCAUAGUCUUAUCAUUGGAUAUAUGGCAAAAACGCCUUGAAUUUUUUUUCUUUCAAAUAGAAAUACCAAAGACUGGAAUUACUUGAAUAAGUUCAGAAACAGAAAAUUAAACUUGAAUUGGUUUUGUUUUUAAAUUCAACAAUAAAACCAGCUAUAAGUACAACAUGCAGUCUAUGUAAUAUAUUCUUUUACGAUAAAAAUUAAAAUAUUUCAACCUGUAAGUCUACAUAAACUAAAAAAAAAGCGCUUAAAAAGUUUAUAAAAUCCGGAUGUGUUUUAGCUGUAUUAAAAUAUCCGCACAAAUAUCAGCGACCGCUUUUUUUAAAAUUCCAAUUGCACGUGAGCUUUUCGUAAACAAUUUCACUAAAGAUUUACCUGUUUGUGGGAUCAUUUUCCCCCAAAAACGUUCUCCAAAAAAGAAAUUUUUCCUCGUACUUCAGAUUAUGUCUAAUUCUCUUUGUGUAGAGGCUAUAGAGCGAGACACAUUGAGCAAAGGAAAGCACAACAGACGACAAGCAACAUUUUUAAAGUUCCGGAGCGCGUAUUGUAUUACUCAUAACUGAAGGCGCAACAAGGCAUUUAAUACUGAGUACCAAUGCUUAAUAUACUUUACAAUAUUGUAACGUUGAGAAAUAAUGAUCGCUCGAAAAGCGUUUCAUUGCGACCUAUAUUUGUACGGCCACUUUGGAAAAGGCAAAAGUUUUUCUAACACUGGUCAGAUUGCAGCUCUGCCAUUGUGUCUCUUUGUCAAUGAGAGACGUUUACGUUCGUCAUUAUUACCCUAAAAUUGUCCAUGUAAUUUUACAAACGAAACCGUAAUGUAACAUAAUGAUACCGAAAAUCAACAAAUCUCUCCGCAAUGGUA